Molecule: messenger RNA, 3266 nt
Organism: Esox lucius (northern pike)
Lineage: Eukaryota; Metazoa; Chordata; Actinopteri; Esociformes; Esocidae
Gene: mmp2
Product: matrix metallopeptidase 2
Exons: 13
Coding region: 230-2212 (660 amino acids)
Biological process (GO): response to hypoxia; extracellular matrix organization; proteolysis
Cellular component (GO): extracellular matrix
Molecular function (GO): metalloendopeptidase activity; zinc ion binding
Source: RefSeq, a predicted model, not a curated record
AAGCUCCCCAAAUUGGGUAGGCAGCGCAGACUGUACCCUGGACUUUCCGCAGAAAGGAACAUCAAAAAGUGCUUGUGUAAGCAGAACUGAGUUCGCUAAGCUGAGGUGCAGAAUGCCUGCUUGAGGAGGAAAGAAAGUAAUAGAAGAGUCUAAGAGAACUAUAUCCAGUCAAGAAGCGUACCAACAUCGUGACCCCAAGUACAGACCUGCGAUUUUCAACUUGGCAAAGAUGGGGAUCCAAACGGUUUUGAGUCCUCGACACCUUUUUCUCGGAGUGUUGUUGCUACAGUUAAUCACUUUUCUCCAGAAAACCUCUGCAGCCCCAUCGCCCAUUAUCAAAUUCCCCGGAGACGAUAGUAGUCCAAAAACAGACAAAGAGGUGGCACUGCACUAUCUGAAUAAGUUUUACGGCUGCCCACAAGACAGAUGUAACCUCAUGGUGCUGAAGGACACACUGAAGAAGAUGCAAAAGUUCUUCUCACUGCAAGAGACAGGUGAGAUCGACCCCAAGACAGUGGAGAUCAUGAAGAAGCCCCGCUGUGGCGUUCCAGAUGUUGCAGAAUACAACUUCUUCCACAGGAAACCCAUGUGGCAGAAACACGACAUCACCUACAGGAUCCUAGGUCACUCUCCUGACCUGGACGAGGGGACUAUUGAUGACGCCUUUUUCAGGGCCUUCAAAGUGUGGAGUGACGUCACCCCGCUCAAAUUUACUCGCCUCAUGGACGGAGAAGCUGACAUCAUGAUCAACUUUGGCCGCAAUGAACACGGUGAUGGCUACCCCUUUGAUGGUAAAGAUGGUCUGCUGGCCCACGCCUUCGCUCCUGGUCCUGGCAUCGGGGGAGACUCCCACUUUGAUGACGAUGAACAGUGGACCCUGGGAGAGGGACAAGUGGUGAAGGUGAAGUUUGGUAAUGCAGAUGGUGAGUUCUGUAAGUUCCCAUUCAUGUUUAUGGGGACAGAGUACAACAGCUGUACCUCUCAGGGCCGUGACGAUGGAUUCCUCUGGUGCUCCACCACAUACAACUUUGAUGACGAUGGCAAAUACGGUUUCUGUCCCCAUGAAUUGUUGUUCACCCUGGGUGGAAAUGCGGAUGGAGCGCCCUGUAAGUUUCCCUUCACCUUCCAGGGGGACAAGUAUGAGAGUUGCACCACUCAAGGGCGCGACGAUGGUUAUCGCUGGUGUGCUACAACUGAGAACUAUGAUAAUGACAAGUCCUAUGGAUUCUGCCCUGAAACAGCAAUGUCCACAGUAGGAGGAAAUUCUGAGGGUUCCCCCUGUGUGUUCCCCUUCACGUUUUUGGGGGACACUUAUGAUGGUUGCACAGCAUCUGGACGUAGUGAUGGUAAGAUGUGGUGUGCCACAACCAAGAGCUACGAUGAUGACCGCAAGUGGGGCUUUUGUCCUGAUCAAGGCUACAGUUUGUUCCUGGUUGCUGCCCAUGAGUUUGGCCAUGCCCUGGGGUUGGAGCAUUCCCAGGACCCUGGGGCCCUGAUGGCCCCAAUCUAUACUUUCACCAAGAACUUCAGACUGUCCAACGACGAUAUCAAGGGCAUCCAGGAGCUCUAUGGUGGUUCUACAGACAAGCCAUUGUCUCCCACCCAGGGCCCAGUCACUCCCAUGGAUAUCUGUAACCAACCUGUGGUGUUUGAUGCUGUGGCCCAGAUCAGAGGAGAAACCUUCUUCUUCAAGGACAGGUUUAUAUUCAGGUCAACCAACUUUCGGGGCAAGCCCUCAGGUCCCAUGCUGGUUGCUACCUACUGGCCGGAGCUCCCCGCCACCAUCGAUGCCGCCUAUGAGAACCCCCUGGAGGAGAGGACUGUAUUCUUUGCAGGUAAUGAGAUGUGGAUCUUCAAUGCCGACCAGAUAGAAAAAGGCUACCCCAAGAGAAUCUCUUCCAUGGGCCUGCCAACAGACCUGAAGAAGAUUGAUGCAGCUUUCUCCUUUGGAAAGAGCAAGAAGACAUACCUGUUUGCUGGAGACAAGUUCUGGAGGUACAAUGAAGAGAAGAAGAAGAUGGACACUGGCUUCCCAAAGCUCAUCGCUGAUUCCUGGAACGGAAUUCCAGAUGACAUCGACUCUGCCUUUAGUCUGAACGGCAUUGAUUACACCUACUUCUUCAAAGGUGCUCACUACUUCAAACUGGAUGACAGCAGCCUGAAGAUUGUCAAACUGGGUGAGAUUACAAAGGACUGGCUGGGAUGUCACUAAGGAAAAGUGAGACACAUAUCCAUUGGAUCUCCCCUUUCAUGACCCCUGACCCCAUGAAGACCUUGUUAUCAUGCCAAUGCACACAUCUGUGUCAAUGUCAGACACAGUGUACAUUGUUAUGGCUAUUCAGCAUAGCAAUGUUGUGGGCAAGCUCUCAGCGGACUGAUUCCAAGCCCCUAUCCUACCAGUAUAUCGUGCCUCCUAGCCUGGGAAUAUAGCCUGUGAAGCAUCUUGGGAAAAUCUCCAUAGGCUGAACAUAGGCAACAGGAGUUAAAAUAAUUACAGUGUGAUAUUUUCUGUUUAUGUGUUGUGCUGAUGCAGAUUUACACAGAUUUCUUUUUACUUUACCCCUUUUGUUUGUUCUUAAAAACUCAGACAUCCGGUAUGUCCGCACUGUAUAGAGACAUGCAGUGCUGUACUGUAAUAUAUUCUCCCUUUACAAAUGUAGUUUCGCUAGAGCAGUAUUGCUUCAUCUGAAGAAUUUAUGUCUGCUUUAUUUACUGCUGUGUCUGCAAUGUGUAAAGUGCAAGAUAUUGCAAUAGAAGGAAACAGAUUUAAGUAAUUUAGAUGUGGAAUAGGGCUACAUUUGAAAAGAUGGAUUUGCACAGUAUCUGGAUAAAUAAUUGUGCGUACAGAAAAUGUACAUUUAUUUGCACAAUCCUAUAUUUAAUAUAAAAUGUUCUAAAUUCUGUUCAGACUGUUUUCAAAAGUGAGUACUUAUAGGCACACCUUGUUCUUCAUACAGGGCUAGCAUUUUGUAUAGGUUUAUACAGAGGUACCGCACAAAUAUGGAGGCCAAAUUGAGGAAUGCUAUAGGAUUUGUCUAUUGUAAUGGUACAGGGAGGUGAAAGGCACAGGCUGCCUGCUCUGGUUUGUUGUUGCAUGAUGGAAUCAUGACAUGUACCACAUAAGUAUUGUUUAAUCUUUUUUGUAUUGUUGUUUUGAUACUAAAGUCAUCUUGUUUUGAUUUAUAUGUUGUUGUUUUUAUAAUGCUUUGUGCACUUUGUCAUUCUCUGUUGGUAAAUGAAUAAAGAUGGAUGGUCAAUACAUUUUA